GCGUAUUCUGCGUUGGGCGGGGCACAGACUUUUCCACGCCUCCUCCAAAUUCCCGCGAAAAACCGCCACCGCCUCCACGACGUCGUCUCCUGUUCAAUUUCCGGGAGAAUCCAAAGCGCCGGCGACGGUCAUGGCUUCUUCGUUGCUCAACGGAGAGAGAGCCGUCGUGGCGCUGUUCGUCGGCCGCGUCGUCUUCUCUCUACCGCUCUCUCUCCUCCCUCACGGCCUCGCUCUCUCCCUCCUCGCUAUCUCCGCUCUCGUCCUCGACGUCGUAGCCGACUCCUCCGCCGCUCUCCUCUCCCGAUUCCGCACCAGGCCCGGUGCUUCGUCUGGUAUAUUAUUGGGCGCCGUCACGUUGCCCACUGUUAUGAUCUCCAAAAUGAUACAGCUCUCUCGAGCUUUCUCACUCGGUCAAGUUACGUAUCAAGAGCUUGAAUCUUUGUCGAUGCAAUACUGGGCCAUUUCUGCCAGCUCCUUGAGUGUACUUAUUUUCCUCUGCAUAACUAUAUGGUGUACACCUGAGAAUAAGCCUCCCUCUUCUUUACCCAGUUUUUGGCUUAUCUUAAGUUGCAUAGUAUUGCACACAGCAGUUUGUUGUGUAACUCUUGGUACAUCAUCUCUCACGAGCUCUGAGGCUGCAUUGAAGUUAUCGUGGAUGCUCUGUCAUGGAUUGGCAGUUGUAAAGUUAAUUCAACAUGUUUUCAGAACUUUUCCAUCUUGUGCUUCUGUUGGGGAAGCAUGUCUAGUGGCUUCAGGUCUUGUUCUCUAUUUUGGUGACAUGUUGGCAUACACUAUAGCAAAGGUGUCUGGCUUCUUGAUUAAAUCAGAUAUGGUACAAUAUGGAAGUAAAACAAGUGAGAUAAAUAUUAUCAUACAGGGUUUACUGCUUGGUCUUCUUCUUUUUCCAAUGGUCUUCAAACUUGUUCUCCGACUAUGUGAAUGCUCUUUCACUACGGCUCGCUUUGAAGUGAGGACAAAAAAUGAGAUUUGGAGAUCAAUUAUAUUCUUUUCAUCUCUCGGAUUUAUCAUGAUUGUGCUCAUUCCAGCGUGGAUGCAGUUUGUUCAGGAUUUUCAAAUGCAUCCGUUCAUAUGGGUACUUUCAUUUAUAUUUUCGGAACCACUCAAGAGGUUAUCUUUGUGUGCCUACUGGGUUUGUGUGAUAUGUGUAUCUGUUCUGAGGUUCUACAACAUCUCAAAGAAUAGUAAGAUUGAGAGAAUUUUACUCCGUAAAUACUACCAUUUGAUGGCUGUCUCAAUGUUUGUGCCUGCUCUUAUCUUCCAGCCAAAGUUUCUUGAUCUAGCAUUUGGUGCAGCGUUGGCAGUUUUUUUGGCAUUGGAAAUUGUUCGAGUAUGGAGAAUAUGGCCAUUGGGACAAUUUAUACAAAAAUUCAUGAGUGCUUUCACUGAUCACCGUGACUCAGAUCUUCUUAUAGUCAGCCACUUUUCACUCUUGUUGGGAUGUGCUCUUCCUAUUUGGCUCUCGUCUGGGAACAAUGAUCGACCACUAUCCCCUUUUUCUGGAAUUUUAAGUCUUGGAAUUGGAGAUACAAUGGCAUCAGUUGUUGGGCACAAGUACGGGGUACUCAGGUGGAGCAAAACUGGAAAGAAAACCAUUGAAGGGACUGCAGCUGGUAUAACAUCUGUCCUAGCUGCUUGCUCCGUUUUGCUUCCCCUUCUAGCAUCUACUGGAUAUAUUGUUACCGAGCAUUGGAUCUCUAUUCUCGUAGCUGUGACUGUGAGUGGUUUAUUGGAGGCUUACACAGCACAACUUGACAAUGCUUUCAUACCACUCGUUUUCUACAGCCUGCUCUGUUUGUAAGUGCUUCUCCAACUCCUAGGAGGGAAAUACCAAAAUACAAAUUUCAGCGAAGACAGCUGGGUAAAGUCAUCCUUUACAUUUAUGUGCUUCCUGUGAGCACUCUUUUUGUAGACACAACUAAUCUGCUGAUGUACAGAUUGAAAAAUAGUUUUCGUUUUAGAUCUUAGGAAUACAUAAAAAGGGCAUUUCACUCAUUGUGCCUCUACAUGUAGUAUAGAAGAAAUACACUAAUUUUUAUUUUCGUCUUCCUUGAGAGAAAGGAGGCCUGAGGUUUGGUUAGGGAGAGAAUCACAUCGUAGAGACGGCGUAGCAGAUUUCUGUAUGAAUACUGGACACCGUCUGUUGUUGUAAGAACAUAAAUAUAUUAAGUUUCCUC
Molecule: messenger RNA, 2195 nt
Organism: Fragaria vesca subsp. vesca
Lineage: Eukaryota; Viridiplantae; Streptophyta; Magnoliopsida; Rosales; Rosaceae
Exons: 14
Coding region: 131-1819 (562 amino acids)
Biological process (GO): dolichyl monophosphate biosynthetic process
Cellular component (GO): endoplasmic reticulum membrane
Molecular function (GO): dolichol kinase activity
Source: RefSeq, a predicted model, not a curated record